UACAUGUUAAUGGACGCUAAUUCAAGACGUUAAAGCAAGAUUACAACAAAUGAAGAAAAUGAAAACUGACACUUAAUGUGUAUACAUUGUCAUGGGGAUACUCUGCUGUCCAAGGAAGACUAGAAUCUGUUUUUCUUUAUAAAAACUCAAAUUUUGAAAAGAAUCCAGAAAUAUGGUGACAAUUUGAUAAUUAACAGAACACUUGAGGAGGUGAAAUAAUACUUGACAUUGUAGACACCUGGAGUUAACAGCCUGUGUGAUAUACACACAUAUAUAUAUACAGCCCCUACAUAUCUGUGGGAGAGAGGAGGAGUACUGUUUCAUUCAUGUGCUGUGCUUGGUCGGACAGUGUGUAAUAAACCCCUGUAGGUGAUGUGUAUGAUACUCCACACUAAAGGUACAAUAACCCUCCGGUGACAGACCUGGAAGCUGUAGGGAAUAUCUGGUAGUCAAUGUUAACAAAAUUAUCAUUGUUGGUUUAUUGAAGGUGUUAAUCAAUGCUUCAUCACAUAGUGCUGUCUAUAGUGUUGGGUUCUAGAACAAGAUAUGUGGAUCAACAGUACCUGCAGGAUAUACAUACUGCAACAACCUAUGGGAUAUUUUCCUCCACUGGUCAUUGGUGUGUCCAGUUAACUGACUAACACUUACAUACUGGAAUCUUAAAGUUUAAACUACAGGUUCGUCGAGAAGAUGCUCGCUAGACCUGGCACAACGCAGUAGAACAGAGCAAACAUCGCACUGACCAUCCCAGUCGUUGACCAUAAGAUCCCCAGAUCAUUACAAGUCAUGGAUGACAUUGACCAGCUAACUUACGACGCCCUGGUCAAUGGAACUUUCAACUGGACAUCGAAUGACUCGUAUUUCUUCUGGUAUGACUACGAUGACCUGCCUUGUAUGUACGCAUCAGAUUAUAAGAAUGACUCAACAUCCACCAUGCUAGGGAGUCGCCCAAGCUACAACCUCCUGUUCAAGGUACUUUUACCUAUCAUCUGCGUGAGUGGCAUCGUCGGUAUCAUCCUCACGGUCAUGGUUCUUAGCCGUAAAAACAUGUGUACAUCUACUAACUGCUACUUAACGUCUUUGUCCAUCGCAGACCUGGGCUUCCUUGUGAUAUUGUCGACAAAGUUUCUGGAAUAUCGCAUUGUUGGCUACCAGUUCCACGUAUUUGAUAUAUAUUUCACAUACGCUCAGAUAUUUCUUCACACAUUCCUCCUGGCCUCUGUCUGGUUAACAGUCAUGCUUGCCAUUGAACGUUAUAUAGCUAUAUGUCAUCCGCUGAGGGCUAUAUCAAUAUGUACAGUUCGUCGGGCUCGCAUCAUCAUCGUCGUCAUUUUUGUCUUUUCCUUCUAUUGCCGUAUUCCAAACUUCUUUGAACAUGAAAUCAGAACAGUGACGCCAUGCCCAGGCUCUCCAGAGUUUCGACACAUAGUUCUAACAAAACUUGGACAGAACAUAACUUAUAAAAUAUCUUAUGCGUGGUUAGUGGACUGCAUCAUCUGUGCUAUUCUACCUUUUAUAGCGUUGCUGUUCCUCAACAUCAGAUUGAUUAUAGAAAUCCGUAAGUCUACAAGAUAUCUGAGAUAUCACCUAGGCACAGACAGUAGCAUGCAAAAUGCCGUAAGUAGUGAACAGCUUAAGAUCACCAUGAUGUUGAUUAGUAUCAUUUUUGUGUUCUUCAUUUGCCAGGCCCCUUAUGUGAUAACGAUAGCGUACAGAAAUAUCCAUCAGUAUACCUCGCGGACAAUCCUUCGUUCUCUCACCAUGGAGAUCGUAGCAGAUGCUACUAUUUUCAUGCUUGCGCUCAAAUCCGCAAUCAACUUUAUAUUAUACUGUUGGUUCAGCGAAAAGUUUUGGAAUACAUUUAAACGUUCGUUCUGUAUUCGGUACUGUCUGCGACGCUACAAUAGAAGACGUCAUAAUGGCCAUACGGUUCACUCGGCAGACCAAAUGGGCAGUCAAAGUGCUCGGAAGGCUUCUUGUAUGACUAAAGACACCAUCUGUUGAACACAUCAUCUGUAACUGGCAUUUUUCUGGUUUCAGAAAGAAAAACAGUGGAGUGGUUGAAAUGUUUUCCUUGUGUUUAUGUACGGAAAACUAAAAAUUAUGAACUUAGUUCCAUAUGUGCAAUAGUAUCGUAUCUUAUUUUGUCAAGAUUUUCGCGAAUUCUUAUUUAACACGGUAAGCAGUGUUACGUGUUGAGUAACUGUACAUAUUAUGUGUAAUUAUAUUUGGAAAGUGAUUUGUUGAUAAUUAUUAUUAUGUUACAAAGCAGGAUACUUAUUCUUGUCAAUAGAAAAAAAAUGAAAAAAAUACAACAUAUUUCAGAGUAAUCUGACUUUUUUUUUUUUAAAUUUUCGAAUUCUGAAAAACUUGACUGACUCUCUUUGCUUAACGAGUAUAAUACAUUAUCAUUGUCAGGUGGUUGAUGUUACCAACCCAUAACGGAGCAUGGCUGUGCUAUUUUUUUAAAGCAAGUUUUCAAUUUUAUGAAAUUGUUGCAAUGAAAAUAGAAAUCCGAUAUUACUUUGUCAUAUGUUUGUUAUUUUUGUGAAGGAAAAUUUUUUCACCAUAUGAAUUAUAUCUUUGUCGGUUAGAAAUGUAUUGUCAUUCUUCUUGUCCGUAAUUUUUUGAAUUUGUUGUCUCUAAAUUUUAAGACAAAAGAUAGUCAUUGUUAAACAUGGUUCACUGAUGUGAUUUGUUUCCUCCAACUUGUACCAGUAGGUACAUGUGCACGUUUUUUGCUUUACAUCAUGAAAGAUAAUAUCUAACAGAUAUGAUGAACAAAAAAAUCCAUUUCGACAAUUUUUAUUAUUGAAACAUUUGCCAGCUUAUGUAGAAAUAAAACAUCAGCUUAUUAACCACACGUAUAGUCUUUGAUGGAUGCGCGUUCGUGAGAGAAAACAAAGUAACAUUGAUCGUUAUGCUAUCUUUUCUCGGUCAAUCGGGAGAUAGAAACACCGCCCUCUGGAUGGAGGAAUUAGGGGCAAACCUUUAAAGUUCAGAUUGUGAUAUCUUUAAACGUGGAGAUGAUUUUGAUAUAAAUCAAAAUUGAAAUUUUUAGUUUAUAGGUCACCUGGUCUCGUAGUAACGUAUUCUGAUACUCUUCAUCCGGCGUCGUGUGUCCGUAAACAAUUUAACACUUUCGAUUUCUUCUUAAAAACCCUGAACCAAUUUCAAUGAAAAUUUUGCAGAAACCUUCCCUGGCCUACGAUGAACCUAAAUUGUUAAUCAUACAAUCCCCAGGGGCUGAUAAGCGGGGACUAAAAAUGGUCAAAUUGACUUAAAUCUCAAAAAUCUUCUUCUCAAGACCCAGAUAUGGUAGAAUCAAAUGCAUCUCAUGAAUGAAAUCAUCUUAAGGUGCUUUACCAAAAUUGUGAAUUCAAGGCCCCAGGGUCUCGCAUAUCCCCGUAGGGAGGGGGUAAAGUUCACUAUACAUUAUAUAGGAAAACAAGAUUUUUGAGCAUGAUUUGUUUAAUUUUCCAUUGGAAAUAUUUCAGACCUGGUUAGAAUUAUGAGUAAAUGAUGACGGCCUCUGGUAUGUCAAUCUUGAUCCUGACUAACCCCUAGGGGCUGAUGGGCGGGGACCAAAAUGGAUCAAAUUGACUUAGAUUUCAAAAUUAUUCUUCUGAAGACCUAGAUAUGUUAGAAUCAAAUGCUCUUCUUGAAUGGAAGCAUCUUUAGGUGCUUUGAUUAUCAAAAUGAGUCUCACAUUUCUUUCUGGGGAGGAAUUUUUUUUAGACUUUACUGCAAUUUUCAUAGAAAAAUGGUAUUUUUGAGCAUAACGUUGGUUAUUUCCCACUGGGAAUAACUUUGUAUGAAUUAUCAGUAUAGGAUGACAGUUUUGAUGGUAUGUAUUGACGCUGUCUAUAUUCAGUGUCACAAUUUCUGUUUCAUGACACUUGAUAACUAUCCUUUAACCUUCAUAUUCAAUAUUGCUUACCUCAGGUGACCGCCAAGGCCACUAGGCCUCUUGUUCUAGGUCAUUAUGCCUCAUACGUUCAGUCGAACCUCGAUGUCUCGAAUUCGUAGAUCCCGUUUUAUUCGAAACGUUUCGUUAGUCCCCGUCAAAUUCAUACAAAAUAUUUGAAAUCACUGCAAUUGAAUAAACGGGUUUUCCCCCACGGAGAUAACGAGGUUCGACUGUACAUGAUAAGGCUACUUACUGGUUGUAGCUAUGCUGACAAUAAGAACACGUUGUCGAAGUAAGUUGUAUUAUAAAAUGCAUUGCUACUAUAAAAAAAGGUAAAUUGGAAAUAUUUUUCUUAAACAGUGAAGUAUGUGUUAUUUUCUUAUUUGUAGACGAAUAUAGAAUGGAUUAUACGUUGACACAUUGAAAUGACAUGUAUUUUUGUGUUCGUUCUGUAGGAAGUGAAACCCAUAUUUUAUCAAAAGAUGUAUUUAUGUAGAUGGAAAAUUAUUGUGAUAUCUUUUUGUAAUGAUUUAACACUAUGUAAGUUCAUGUAAAUGUAUCGCUUGAUAUUAUGUUAUGUAGUGAAAAUGGCAAAAUUUCAUUAAGUCAAUAAAAAUAGAAUAAAAACAAGUAUUCAAUCUAA
Messenger RNA from Ylistrum balloti, 4553 nucleotides. RefSeq names its product sex peptide receptor-related protein 2-like. Gene Ontology annotation, biological process: G protein-coupled receptor signaling pathway. The transcript has 2 exons. Bases 787 to 2004 code for a protein of 405 amino acids. The record is from RefSeq and is a predicted model, not a curated record. Lineage: Eukaryota; Metazoa; Mollusca; Bivalvia; Pectinida; Pectinidae. Gene Ontology annotation, molecular function: G protein-coupled receptor activity. Gene Ontology annotation, cellular component: membrane.